Messenger RNA from Penicillium waksmanii, 1503 nucleotides. RefSeq names its product catalase. Lineage: Eukaryota; Fungi; Ascomycota; Eurotiomycetes; Eurotiales; Aspergillaceae. The transcript has 11 exons. Gene Ontology annotation, molecular function: catalase activity; heme binding. Gene Ontology annotation, cellular component: cytoplasm; peroxisome; mitochondrion. Bases 1 to 1503 code for a protein of 500 amino acids. The record is from RefSeq and is a predicted model, not a curated record. Gene Ontology annotation, biological process: response to hydrogen peroxide; hydrogen peroxide catabolic process.
AUGGGAGACGAUAGAUACUACACUCUGGCCGAAGGCUGUCCAUUCGCAAACAGCAAGACGGCUGUUCUAAUGCAGGGCAAACAGGGCGGUGGCCUCGGAUUACUUCAGGAUACUCAGCUCAUCGAAACCCUUGCUCACUUCUCCCGCGAGAGAAUCCCGGAGCGUGUCGUUCACGCCAAAGCUGUCGGAUCCUAUGGAGAAUUUGAAGCCACCCGGGAUUGCUCCGACUUCACCAGCGCCAGCUUCCUCAAUAAGGCCGGAAAGAAGACGCCCGUGCUUCAGCGCGUUUCAACGGUUGGGCCCGAGUCUGGCUCUGCUGAUACUUCCCGGGAUGUGCAUGGAUGGGCGAUGAAGUUCUACACCGACGAGGGCAACCAAGAUUUCGUUUUUAACAACACGCCUGUCUUUUUCAUUCGCGAUCCUAUCAAAUUCCCUUCUAUGAACCGUUCUCACAAGCGACACCCUCAAACCCAUCUUCCCGACGCAAACAUGUUCUGGGAUUUCCACGUCGGUAAUCCUGAGGGUAUUCAUCAACUUCUGGUUCUAUUUAGUGACCGCGGCACUCCAAAGUCGGUCCGCUACAUGAACUCAUACAGUGGACACACCUACAAAUUCACUAAGCCUGACGGCUCGUUCAAAUACGCCAAAAUUCACGUCAAAACGCAGCAAGGGAUUGAGAACUUCUCUGCUCAAGAGGCUACCAGGAUCGCCGGGGAAGAUCCUGACUUCAUGAUUCGGGACAUGUUUGAGGCUAUCGAUAGAAGCGACUAUCCUGUCUGGAUCGUCUAUGUCCAACUUAUGAGCCCCGAGGAGGCUGAGGAUUACAAGUGGAACAUCUUCGACAUGACCAAGGUUUGGCCGCAGAAGGAUUUCCCUCUGCAGCAGAUUGGCCGUCUUACCAUGAACCGCAACCCGCAAAAUUACUUCGCCGAUAUCGAGCAAGCUGCGUUCUCGCCAUCAACAAUGGUCCCGGGGAUCGCUGCGUCCGCUGAUCCAGUGCUGCAAGCACGACUUUUCGCGUACCCUGAUGCAGCGCGCUAUCGCCUCGGUGUCAACUACCAGCAACUCCCUACCAACGCCGCGAAGGUGCAAGUCUAUUGCCCCUUCCAGCGUGACGGAGCCAUGCGAUUUGACGGUAACUACGGUGGCGACCCUAACUACGUUGGCUCCUCGAUCAAACCUACCAAGUUCUACCAAGACGAGAAGGGAAUUAGUGCUUCUGCCUUAGCCUUACACACCGAGCACGAAAAGUGGGCGGGAGAGGUCUCCGCCUACACCAGCGAGAUCACCGACGAUGACUUCUUCCAGCCCGCGGCAUUGUGGGAGGUUAUUGGCCGCCAGCCUGGUCACCAGGAUAGAGUCAUUGAGAACCUCGUCGGCAAUAUCAAAGGUGUAAAAUACCCUGAAUUGCGUAAGGCUGUCUACACCCUCUUCGGGCGUGUCAACAAGGAUCUCGGUUAUAAGUUGCGGCAGCGCACAGAAGCAGCGAUCCAGGCUGCGUAG